Molecule: messenger RNA, 2823 nt
Organism: Paralichthys olivaceus (Japanese flounder)
Lineage: Eukaryota; Metazoa; Chordata; Actinopteri; Pleuronectiformes; Paralichthyidae
Source: RefSeq, a predicted model, not a curated record
GCUGAAGUUUGAAGAGGAUGUUGAGGACGGAGGGGAGCGAUGGAGUAAACCCUACGUGGCCACUCUGUCUCUGCACAGUCUGUUCGAGCUGCGAAGCUGCAUCAUCAACAGCACCGUGCUGCUCGACAUGAGGGCCAACACCAUUGAAGAGAUUGCAGACAUGGUCCUGGACCACCAGGAGUUAUACUCACCACUGGGGGACGAGCUCAGGCUGAAAGUGCGGGAAACACUGUUGAAGCAGCACCAUCACCAGAACCAGAAGAAGCUGGCUAACCGCCUACCAAUCGUACGCUCCUUUGCUGACAUGGGGAGACGGACAUCUGAGCUCCAUCUGGACAAGAAUGGUCAGAUGACGUCCUCCCAGUGUCACUUAGCGGGUCCAGAUGGGAAAGUGGACGUCAGUAGAGAAAACAGUUCUGUCGACUUCAGCAAGAUAGACCUUCACUUCAUGAAGAAGAUCCCAGCCGGAGCUGAAGCUUGUAACGUGUUGGUGGGAGAGUUGGAGUUUCUGAACAAACCUGUGGUGGCGUUCGUGCGUCUUUCACCAGCGGUUCUGCUCAACGGUCUGGCUGAAGUCCCCAUCACCACCAGGUUUUUGUUUAUUCUCCUGGGGCCUUUUGGUCGAGGGCUUCAGUAUCAUGAGAUUGGAAGAUCCAUUGCAACACUUAUGACAGAUGAUGUUUUCCAUGAUGUUGCAUAUAAAGCUAAAGACCGUAACGAUCUGAUCGCGGGGAUUGAUGAAUUCCUCGAUCAAGUGACAGUGCUGCCUCCAGGCGAGUGGGACCCGUCCAUACGGAUAGAGCCACCGAAAAAUGUACCAUCUCAGGAGAAGAGGAAGAAAAGUAAUAUUUUACCAAACGGUUUAGUCGAGGGUGAGGAGGAGGAUGAACCCGGAGGCCAUGGUGGUCCUGAACUGCAGCGCACUGGCAGGUGGUUUGGUGGUCUCUUUCUAGACAUCAAGCGAAAGGCCCCCCACUACCUGUCUGACUACACGGACGCUCUCAGUUUGCAGUGCGUGGCCUCUUUCCUGUUCCUCUACUGUGCCUGCAUGUCCCCUGUCAUCACCUUCGGAGGACUGCUAGGCGAGGCAACAGAAGGACGCAUAAGUGCAAUUGAGUCGCUGUUUGGAGCCUCGCUAACUGGAAUAGCUUACUCCCUAUUCGCCGGGCAGCCCCUCACCAUUCUGGGCAGCACAGGGCCGGUGCUUGUAUUCGAAAAGAUAUUGUUCAAAUUCUGCAAGGAGUAUGGCUUAUCCUAUCUGUCCCUGAGAACAUGCAUCGGCCUGUGGACGGCGUUCCUCUGCAUCGUGCUGGUGGCCACAGACGCCAGUUCCCUCGUUUGUUACAUCACACGCUUCACAGAGGAAGCCUUUGCCUCACUCAUCUGCAUCAUCUUCAUCUACGAGGCCUUGGAGAAACUCAUCCACCUGGGGGAACACUUUCCCUUCAACAAGAACAACAACCUGGACAAACUCAGCAUGUACUCAUGUUCGUGUGUCGAGCCCUCUGACCCCACCAAUGGCACCCUGAAGUUCUGGGAGAUCAACAACAUCACUGCCUCAGAAAUCUAUUGGGAAGCUCUGGAGGUCAAGGACUGUAUUGAGAAGAGAGGCGAGUUUGUGGGCAGCGCUUGUGGCCCGCACGGCCCCUAUGUUCCUGACGUCCUCUUCUGGUCUGUCAUUCUCUUCUUCUCCACUGUCAUCAUGUCUGCCUUCCUCAAAGAGUUCAAGUUCAGCAAUUACUUUCCCACAAAGGUGAGGGCCAUCAUCAGUGACUUUGCUAUUUUCUUAACCAUCCUUACGAUGGUGUUAGUCGACUAUGCAUUAGGGGUUCCCUCUCCGAAGCUGAAGGUUCCCAGUGUGUUUAAGCCGACCAGGGAUGAUCGAGGUUGGUUCAUUAACCCGCUGGGGCCCAACCCCUGGUGGACUGCAGUCAUAACAGUGAUCCCUGCUCUGCUCUGCACCAUCCUCAUUUUCAUGGACCAGCAGAUCACUGCUGUCAUCAUCAACAGGAAGGAGCACAAGCUUAAGAAAAGCUGUGGCUAUCACCUGGACCUAUUCAUGGUGGGGGUGAUGCUGGGCGUGUGCUCUCUGAUGGGUUUGCCGUGGUUCGUGGCGGCCACCGUGCUCUCCAUCACCCACGUCAACAGCCUGAAGCUCGAGUCCGAGUGCUCUGCCCCCGGUGAGCAGCCCAAGUUCCUCGGAAUCAGAGAGCAACGAUUUACGGGCCUCAUGAUCUUCACCCUCAUGGGCUGCUCCGUGUUCAUGACGUCUGUGCUCAAGUUCAUUCCUAUGCCUGUGUUGUACGGAGUGUUCCUUUAUAUGGGGGCAUCGUCUCUCCGAGGCAUUCAGUUCUUUGACCGCCUCACACUGUUUGGUAUGCCAGCCAAGCACCAGCCAGACUUCAUCUAUCUCCGACACGUACCCCUGAGGAAGGUGCACCUGUUCACCAUCAUCCAGCUCAGCUGUUUAAUUCUGCUCUGGGUCAUCAAGACCUCCAAGGCUGCCAUCGUCUUCCCUAUGAUGGUGUUAGCGCUCGUGUUUAUUAGGAAGCUAAUGGACUGCAUCUUCACCAAGAGAGAGAUGAGCUGGCUGGAUGACCUGAUGCCAGAGAGCAAGAAGAAGAAGCUUGAGGAUGCUGAAGAGGAGGAGGAGCAGAGUAUACUGGCAGAGGAAGAGGGAGUCGUGCAAGUGCCAUUGGAAGGGUACAAAGGAAUACCAAUCAUCAACAUCACAGAUGAAAUGUCAAAAGGCUCUUUUGGAAACACUUGGAAUGCAAACGGCUGAGACUUUUGAGGAAGAAUAACUACUUCAGAAUAAUUAAG